CAUUUUCGACACUACACUUCCCAUAGUUCAUUGGUUUGGUAAGGCGCCAGGUUCAUCGAUUGUAAUUUAUAUUUACAUUUUUAUUAAUUAAUCUUACCCUUCGCCUUUAUUACUCCCUUGUGUAAAAUAUCCGUACGUGGAAUAUUACAAAUUUUAUACUUAAAAUAUAUUCAUAAUGCCGCGCAAAUGACGUCAGCGUCCACGACUCUCCUAUCCCAGUUCCCGCCAUCUCCCACCAGCAUUUGCUGUUUUCCGUUUGUGGAGGUAAGUAGCACAUUAUUUCAGAAUCUUAAGAAUGCAUUAAAACGCGAUAUAUUAUUAAUUUAUGAAAAGCCAUAAAGCCCCAAAUGACUCGAUGGGUAGUAUGAUUACAGCAGGUAGAAUUUUACAAUGUUUCAAAUGGAGGACAAACAUAAAUCUGACAGAUUCAGUGGUUUUGGAAAGAAUUUCCAUACGUAUUAAUAGGACAUUUUUGAUUAUCUUUAGGCUAUUUGUUUGGUCGACAAGAGAUAUAAAUUCUUCCAUACUUGUAGACAAAUCUUCUUCCAUAAAGAAUUUAUCGACAACUAUCAGAUUUAGAUUCAAUUUUUUUGUCAUUACACUUGCAUAAAUACAAGGUCAUGUAUAAACACAAGGUAAGAAAAUGUGUUUUAGCAUCUCAUCAGAAGUGCAAGGAACAGCAAGUACGAUAUAUACAAAAUGUGGAAUAUAUAUACAGAAUAGAAUAGAAAGAAAGAAUAAGAAAGAAAGACCAAAGCUUAAAGGCGAACAACAGUGAUUUCAUAGGGCCAGUAAUUACAGAGAUAUGAACCAUAAAUGAGGUCAACAAACUACAAUUUGACAACUAAACAGCAAAUACCACCAUAGGAUUUGAACCAACAGCUUCAUUUUAAACUAAAGGAUUAGAAUUAGGUAUGUCAUAGAAAAUUAUCAUGGCACAUAAACUCCACCCGUUUAUAAAGACUUAAUUCUUUGAAAUUGAUGUAAUGCAGUGAUUACCAAUGUAUACCAUUCUUACCUGUGCAAUCUAUGUUUUUUUUUCCACCCGGUCCAGCACAUCAUCAGAUCUGUAUUUACUAGGUAUACAUUAGAGCACAACACAAAGGCACUUUUAAGAGCCCAUCUGUCUUUCUGUCUGUUCUGCUUUUCUAUUGUAUUGUGGUUCUUUCUCUGUGUCUUGUUCCUGUCGCUUGCAUAUCUCUGUCUUUGUCACUGUCUUUGUCAAUUUGUUGUCUGUUCUGAUCAUCAUGAGCGAUUCGGAGCUGCAGGAGUUACUGCAGAGUGAGGUCAGUGAUGAUCUUAAGGGGGUUGAUGAGUUCCUCUGCAAGCUGCAGAAGGAGGCUACUGCUGUUCAAGAGGCUGCAGUGCCAAUGGUGAGGUGGAAGAAAAGGAGAAAUGAUGGAAGCCUUAUCUGUACAAAGCCACGAUCAAAUAGGAAGCAACCUUCUAAGGCUGAUUGUAGCCGCCUGCCUCAAGCAGAUGCUGCUCCGAACCUGACUGAGGUGGUCUUCACUCCUGAGACAAUUGAGGAGUUUAUGCUGGAGCUCCAGCAUGCCUUAAGUGAUACUACAGUGGAUCAGUUGGAGGAAGAACUACCUCAUCAAACUUCUCCUCAAGCAUCGUCAGAGUGGAGCAAACGAAAGUGCAUGUUUGCUGAGAACUGGAGGACAGAAAGACCACGCCUGGUAAACACCAUUAUGGCAAAUCAACACGUGGUUCCCAAGACUUGCCAGGAAUGUUGGAGCAAUGCUGCUGUCGUGCGGUGCCGUGACUGCCGUCCACACCCUUUCCUCUGCUCUGAGUGUGACCGCAGAAUGCACGAUAGAUAUCCCCUUCACAACAGGGAGGCCACUAUUGCUGGCUUUUAUCAGCCAUUGCCCCCAACCAAAGUCAUCUGCAGUGGGGCUCUUUGCCAUUAUGAUCGUCUUGUGCCUCUGGAGAUACCUGCUACAAUCUGUGGUUGUGCCAGCUCCCUAAAGCUCAAACCAGGAAAGCGUGUGGCUGUGGUUACAAUGAAUGGACGACAUGAUUUGAGUAUUCCAGAGCUCGUGUGUGACAGUUGCUGCACUACAUGGUCUGCAGGAAUUGAUACAAUUCUGGCCAGUGACUUCUGGCCAGCAACACUCAACUUUGCCACUCUCUUUGCCACUGAUGUGUUUGCAACUUAUGAAGACAUGAAAAUGGCAGCACCUGGCUUGUCUUGUCAGGCAUUCUUAAGAAUGCUUGAUCUUAGAACUGUCCGUUUUGGCCGUAUGGGGAAGAUCUCUGCUGACACCUUCCUGAGAAGUUUUUUUGAGUGGGAGGCUGUUAAGUAUGGGCUGGAUAGGUGCUGUAAAGAGGAGCCCUUUACUUGUCCGGCCUGUAGUCCAGAUAUGCUUGCAGUUUCUGUUGAUGGAAACCGUAAGCAUUACCGCUUUAAGAGUGCAUCAAGAUCUGAAGAACCAGCAAUAUUUGAUGGAGUUUUCCUUGCAAAUGAUAAUGAUGUUGCAAAUUUUGUGAACUAUGUUCACAGCAAGGCCAAACAUGUGUCUGGAAGAGGUAUUUGUGGUGGCGAGUGGUCGGCAGCCAGAGAAACCUCCCGCAAAUCUGCCAGCAAGCUGGAUGAAGAGGGACUUGAGCUAGCAGUGUGCCGGCAUGGAGUUCUUCUCUGUGCACUUAACAUGUACAGGGGGGAAAUUUUUGCUUAUCCUUUGUACCUCCAACAAAAGGUCACAAACAGCACCUUUUUUUGCAUGGAUGUUACCUGCAAAUAUUGGCCAUACCUAAAAAAGGUCUCAAAGCUUUGUCCAGAGCUCCAGGCACUGCUCAGCAUGAAACCUUUUCUUUCCGUGUUCCAUGCAAAAGCUCAUGACUUCAAAUGUGAAGUUAAAUGGAGUGGAGCAUAUCAGGAGGGGGCUGGCUUAACCCUUGGAGAGGAGGUAGAACAAGUUAAUGCCUUCCUCUCUCGCAUUGCUGUGACAACAAAGCAUAUGUCAAAAGCAGGGCGUUCUGACAUGUUAACCCUUAUGGCCAUACGGUGGAAUGAUCACAAGUUUGAAAACUUGGCUGGAUCCUUGUCCCGCAGAUAUCUGAAAGUAAUAACUAUUAUAUAUAGUGUGUUAAUGACAUACCAUAUCAAGAACAUAUCAAUUUUUGAUUGAUUGCAUUUUUACUUACAGACCAUAAAGAUGUUGGAUGAA
Messenger RNA from Boleophthalmus pectinirostris (great blue-spotted mudskipper), 3179 nucleotides. RefSeq lists its product as uncharacterized. The transcript has 10 exons. NCBI's taxonomy places the organism in Eukaryota, Metazoa, Chordata, Actinopteri, Gobiiformes, Gobiidae. The coding region runs from base 1248 to 3140 and encodes 630 amino acids. The record is from RefSeq and is a predicted model, not a curated record.